CUACGUCUCUUUCUCUGUCUCACUGUCUCUCUACGUCUCUGUCCCUGUCUCUGCCUCUCUCACAACCAGCCCUCCUGGGAAGAGAUUGGAGGUGCUGCAAUGGACCGGACAGGGUCCCCGCGGAGGGAAGGCUCCGGCAUUGGGCCCUGGGGAGACAGGGAAGGAAAGCAGGGGCUGAGGCAGGAGAGGGUGGGCUCCGGGAGCUCCUGCAGGGGUGAAGCCCCCUGUCUGCGGCCCACGGGCUCCCCCUCGCCCCGCUCUGGUCCCUUUCCACUCCCAGGCUCUCUGGGACGGGCCUGGCACCUGGGGAGGCUGCAUGGGGUGACGGGCCCGUCCCUGACGGGCCCACUUUCUGCAUGGGGUGCCUCUCUUUGACCACGUAGGGGCUCUGAGGGCCCCUGCCGUUCCCUCCCGUGCCGGUGCCACGGUGGGUGCUGGAGGCAGGGCAGGGCGGGUGGACCACAGGCAGGGAUAUGUUGCAGACUCCCCGAAAUGGGACGGGGAGGGGGCCUCGAGCAGCUGCUGUGGGGCCGGCCGGUGGGGACUGAUGGCACGGGAGGGAGCCUGUGUUCACCGCCUCCCCCAGGACGCCACAGAGACAGGGCAGGACCCAGGGCCUACAGACCUGGAAGGGCCUGGUCAGGUCCUUCUCCAGAACCGGGCGGCGGCCCAUGCUUCCAGGGUUUGUCCCCACUCAUCCCAGGGUGGCUUCCGCGUGUUCUGGGAGAGGGCGCUGGCCCUGCACAGGCUGUGCGUCUUCGAGAGACCCCCACGCCCUCCAGAGCCACGUGUCAGGGGCUGCAGGGAAGGCUCCGGAGGGCGACCAAGUGUAGGGAGGUGCUACCGAACCUUGUCCUUCCGCCGUCCGAAGCCCCCGGAGACAGGGGAGGGGUGGUCGGUGGACAGGGGAGCCCGGAGCUGAGCACACACCCAGGGCCCUUCUCAGGAAGCAGGUCAGCCAGGGCGGCCCCUGAGAGUGGGCCGGCGGGGGGCGGUGGGAGGGAGUCUGGGCACAAGUCACUCCGAGGCAGCCGGCCCUCAGCCUGUCCCUCCUGCUUCAAACACGGCAUGAGCCACUGAUCGAGGGCCAGAAGACAGACACCACCUUCUUUGCACAUGUGGCCCUUGGCCAUCAGGGACAUUCCUGUGACCUCUCCGUCCGCCUUCCGGGUACGCUCCUGUGCCUCGGGGCUCAUGUCCAAGACCAGCCAGGCCUGCUGCAAGAGCCCUGCGGUGGGGGCUGCCCUGGCCUCCCCAGCCUGGGGGAGGGGGCCACGGGGGACGCAGCGCCCACAGCCGGUGGCGCCUGAAGGUGCUGGCUCCCUGUGCCUGUCUGACCCUUCUGCUCCGCCCUCCGCUCCCAGGGGUCACAGUGCCUUCUGGGGAUCCUUGCAUUCUGGAAUAUUCCACCUUAAGGAAGGUGUCCCGAGCUCCAGAGAGCAUCCACAGCCUCCCACAAAGUCCGAGCUUGAAGGGAGUCAGAUCCCUUGGGACAGGGGGAUGGAGAGCAGUGACCCGCUGGUGGGACACGGUGUGUGCCAUGGACGCAGGCUCCUCAGUAACAAACGUGCAGAUGGGGAGGCUGGGGGACCCCCCCGCAGGCCCGGGUCCACCCCGGGCUGGUGGGACAAGGCUCAGGCCAACUGCUGUCCCCCCGGCCUGGAGACCAGGAGACCAGGGCUGAGGCCUUGGACAGAAGACACUGAGCGAAGCCUGGAGGAAGGAAGGCCGCAGGCAGGACCAUCCGGGAAGGCCGGGUGUGGGGGCUUGGGUGCGGGCAGAGUCAGGAGCCUGCGGGUGGCGGAGGUGCGCCCGGGGUCGGGGGGGAGGGAGCGCACGCUAGCCCAGCCCAAGUACCCACUGGGCAGCCCCGCUGGUCGGGGGCCGGGCACCAGUAGGUCCUGGGGAUGGGCAUGAAGGCCCCGCAAUGCCGAUGGCCGACCGUCCCGGCAGAAGGACCCCCACAGCGCUCCCCGGAGGCUGGGGCACCUCCAGUGCGGCGCCCACUGUGCAGGGCCCUGGGGACGGCGUCCGCUGUGUGCCUGCCCCGCCUGUGGCACGGGUAACUCAGCCCCCCAGACCCGUGCAGAGCUGGCUGGGAGCAGGAGGGGCCUGUGCCCCGUCUCUCCUCGGCUCCCCACCGCCCUCCCUGCGUAAUCCCUGGUGCUGGUCUUGCCCCCGGCCUCUUCCGCGUUGGAGUAGACCCACCCAAAGACCCCGCUGUGGCCCAGUGAUCUCCGUCAAGACCCCUCCCCAAACAGCCUGUGGACUGGGGGAGCAGCUGUUGGGCGGUGAUGCCUGUGAGACAGGUUUCUCGCCGCCAGUUAAUCCGCAGCUCCGACUUACUCCACGGAAGACCUGUGAUCCCAUGGGGCGCCUAGUGCCUCCCCAGGGUGAGGGCAGCGACCGCACCCCAGCACUCGCGGCUCCCGGACCUGCUCAGAGCUGCUGCAGGGGCGCCCGGGGCUCCGGGUCCCGCCCACUGGCAAGACCCCCUGCUUGGGGCUGAGAUGUCGCGAGCGCCCGGGUUCUCGUGCCCGACUACUCCGACCUCGCAGACGCCCCAGCACGUGCAGCAUGACGGUCCCCACAGCUGCCGCGCCUGCUUGGGGCUCUCCGUUGGGCGACUGUGGGCCAGUGCACAUGUUCUGGUCUCCUGGGUGUCCUUCCAAGUUCCCGGGGGGGCCCCUCAUGUCCCGGGCCCAAGCCCUCCAUCCCCCCUUGGGAGCAAGAGUUCUCACAAGCCCUCAGAUGAUGCCAGGUAACCCGAUACCCGUCCUGGGACGGGGACCCCUGCCCUAACGACCAAGGGGACCGCACCAGCCCCAGGUCCCUGCCCUUGGACUGGCCGCGGUGUGGGGUGGGGCGCGCUGGGCUUGUCUGGUCCUGCCUGGGCUGCGGCAGGCGGGGAUACGGCCCAUCCUCCCCACCUGACCGGCCGGCCGGCCUGCGAGGGUUUGGCUUCUCGGGUGGAUGGCCCUCUGUCAGGCGACCCUCCGGCACCGGGGGCUCCUCUCAGCCCCCGCUCUCCGGCAAGAACUGAAUGCGUUCGCCUCUGUCAAGAUGUCCCGCAGGACCUUCUGCCCAGGCGGCUUUGCAGAGCUACCGUCUGGGCCCCCGAAUUCGCCGAGACGCCCUGGCGGCCAGGCCGGAGGCUGGCGGACUGGAGGUGACGGACAGGUGUGCGCGGGAUGCAGCGGACCAGGGCAAGAAGGCGAGAAGAGGCCCCUUGUCCUGAACACGACGCGGCCUCCGCUCAGCGUCUGCGGCUCGACGUGGGAAUGACUCCUUCCAGUUGAAAAACGGCAAACAAGAAGUCGCCUUCGCAAAACGUCAUCGGUCCGCUCACCAGGUCCCACGGGUUCAUCCCGGGGAGCUGACCCCUCCUCAGAGGGCUGGGCGGGCCUCUCAGCCCCAGCUGCCGCACCCCUGUCCGUCCGUCCAUCCCUGUUUUCAGGCUGGGUGCCGGCCCACCCCUGAAGCCAGCAAGGCCAGAGCCCUGGGCUGACGCAGGGGAGACAGAGCCGUGCUCUGUAGAGGGGUGGCGGGAGGGCUAGUGCCGGCCACGUGCGGCCCCCCCAGGCCCUACAGGGGAAGCCAGAACCUCCGUGGGCCCGUGUGCUCGACCCUGGGCUGGACAUGGGGCUCCUGCCGGUCUCGGCUCCGGGAGGGGCCCUGGGGUCGGGGUGGGAGGCGGGUGGCAGGGCUUAUGGGGCCACUGAGGCCCUGUGGCGGGAUCCGGACAUUCUGUGGGAGCUGCCCUGCCUGGGGCCUCUCGUGGGGGGAUAGGUACGGAGUUUGCUGUGCCCCCGUCGGUGUUAGGGCUGAAUGGAGGGGGCACGAGGUAGAGAACCUGCCACAUGCCUGAGGCCACCAAUGGCACCUUUCUUCAGGGGCUGGACCACGCUCGUGGCUGCAUGGAGGCUGGUGCCCCCAAUUCCUCCGCACCUGGGAGGAGGGGAGACAGCAUCCCAGGGCUCGGCACGCACGCCCAGGGCUCUGAGGGCCGCCGGAGGCCCUGCUGGUCCCCUGGAAGGCGGACUGACCCCUCCAGCCAGACCCGAUCUGGGCAGGGUCUCUUGGCCGCCACGUCCAUCCCCGCCGUUUCUCCUGGUUUGGGCGACCCCAGCCACUCCCGAACCUUCCUCCAGGCCCCGGGGCCGCGGGCUCACUGUGCCAUUUGGGGUCCUGGACAAAAGCAAGAGGACAGAAAACCUCAGCCAGCAGUUGUGGCCCACACUCUGCCUGUGGCCUCCUUCGGUGUGUGUGUGCUGAGCGGACCCUCCCCACAGACAGGAGAGAGAACUGUGGCCGCAGGUGGCUGCCCCGGGCUAAUCCGCUCGUGGCCCAAACAACCGCCAGCAAGCCCAGGGCCACACGAGGUGCUUUUCCUAAGGGAGACGAGCCAGAGGGACUGCACGGGUCCUGGCGAGGGGCUCCAAGCCCUCGAGGACAAGGCCAACAGCAGAGCCAAGGCCCGAGUCCAGGCUGAGGAGAACAAACCCCUCCCAGUCAGGCUCUGCAGUCAGACGGUCGGCGCAAGCCUGCUCCGUGCCGACCGGCUGGGAACGGGCGAGGUACCCACCCCCCAUGCCGCAGUCUCCCCGUCUGCGAAUCAAGACGUUCCGUGAGAACGGCACAGUGUGCGGCAAGCUCCUGUCCGGCCAGACUGCUGAGUGGGGCUCCUGAUCGACGGCAUCGACCCAGUGCCAACACCGGGGAGUGGCCAACGGCGGGUGUGGACGACGAGCCGCCUCCUAGAACGGGGGCGGGGGGCCCAAGCUGUGAAGGGAGACCAGCACUCUGGGAAACUGUGGCCCCUCUCGGGAGAUCAAACAGACGUGGAGUCCGCGGGCUCCGUUCCGAGGCGUCCGCCAGCAGAGACGGACCCGGUAAAGGGCCCCUGGACGCUGGCCCACGCAGUCCUGAAGCGACCUUGUCCCGGCAGCCCCCCGGGGCCACAGCCCAGCCUCCAUCAACGGGAGAACCUGUGAACCCGCUGUGGUGCGUCAGCACAGCGCCUCGCUCGGAGCCAGGAAGCAAGGAGGUGCGUCUGGCGACACACGGCGUGACCCGGCUCCCAUGGAGUUUGGGACCGGGCAGCGCUGACCUGGGGUCAAGAGAACUUUCCGGGCGGCGGUGCGUCUCUGCCCUGUGC
Mustela erminea (ermine) is the source of this 5158-nucleotide messenger RNA. RefSeq names its product translation initiation factor IF-2-like. The record is from RefSeq and is a predicted model, not a curated record. The transcript has 3 exons. NCBI's taxonomy places the organism in Eukaryota, Metazoa, Chordata, Mammalia, Carnivora, Mustelidae.